Messenger RNA from Acanthochromis polyacanthus (spiny chromis), 5142 nucleotides. RefSeq names its product SPARC related modular calcium binding 1 (gene smoc1). NCBI's taxonomy places the organism in Eukaryota, Metazoa, Chordata, Actinopteri, Pomacentridae. The transcript has 15 exons. Gene Ontology annotation, molecular function: calcium ion binding; extracellular matrix binding; protein binding. The record is from RefSeq and is a predicted model, not a curated record. Gene Ontology annotation, cellular component: basement membrane. Gene Ontology annotation, biological process: extracellular matrix organization. The coding region runs from base 300 to 1832 and encodes 510 amino acids.
CGGGCGCUACUCAACCUGUGGAAGCCGUGAUGAACAGCUGAUCCUCCGGCAGUGGAUAAAAAAAAAUCAUCACAAUGGUCACCGUCAAGUCGUGACUUCUCAUCCAACGCGUGGCACUAUGUGAAUAGUUAUCGGAGAAGUAAUCAAAAGGGAAGUUAUUAAAGGGAGAGUAGUUCUUUUUGGAGUGAGCGAUUUUUCUCCCACCGGUUUGGACCUGUUGGUCAUCAGUGUGACAGACGGACACACUGUGCGCUCAGCCAACCUGCCGCUCGCUGCUCUGCGCUCACCGCCGCUCCAUUAUGUUGCUGUCAAGCUUCAUCCUUUUCACCUCCUCCUACUUUUUGGCGCCUCUGUUUCUUUGCUACCUGCCUCAAGCAUCGGCGCAGAAGUCUGGCUCCCGGUGGCUGAUUGGAGACAGAGACAGUCACUGUGGAGUCAUCUGCUCGAGGACGCAGGGGAAGCCGGUGUGCGGUUCAGACGGGCGGAGCUAUGAGACCGGCUGUGAACUGCAGAGGGCGCGAUGCAAAGAUAAGACACUGACGCUGGCUCACCGAGGCCGCUGUCGAGGUAGAAACUGGGUGAAAACAGAUCCGCAGCCGGUGGCUCCAGCACCAACUUCCACAUCUGAGGGCAGAGACCUGGAGCUCAAAGAUGCAGGUCAGUCCAAGUGUCGCGUUGAGAGGAACCAGGCUCUGGAACAGGCCCGCAGACCGCAGGAGUCCAUGUUCAUCCCAGAAUGCAACGAGGACGGGACGUUCGCCCAGGUCCAGUGUCACACUCUGACCGGUUACUGCUGGUGUGUCACCAGCGACGGCAAACCAGUGAGUGGCUCCUCAGUGCACAACAGGACCCCGGUGUGUUCAGGAAACUUCCGUGAAUUUAUGGGAACUCAUGCUGGGACGAGUGGAUUGUCAGGGUCAGUAACCGACAAACCACCAGGGCCACCAAACUCUGGUAGAAAAGUCUCCUUCCGUUUCUUUCUCACCCUCAACCCAGACGACGGCUCCAAGCCCACGCCCACCAUGGAGACUCACGUCCCCCCCGAGGGCGAUGAGAUAACUGCUCCGACGUUAUGGAUAAAACAGCUGGUUUACAAGGAGAAUAAGCAGAACAGCUCCACUUCCAGGAAGCAAGAGAAAGUUCCCUCUUGUGAUCAGGAGAGACAGAGCGCCCUGGACGAGGCUCGGCAGAAUCCUCGAGAGGCCAUUUUUAUCCCCGACUGCGGGCCUGGAGGCCUUUACAAACCGGUCCAGUGCCACCAGUCCACAGGCUACUGCUGGUGUGUUCUGGUGGACACGGGAAGACCCAUUCCUGGAACCUCCACCAGAUACCAGACGCCCGAGUGUGACGGAGCUGCAAGAUCUCGCAUCUCAGACACAGAGGAUCCGUUCCAAGGCAGAGACCUGACAGGCUGUCCAGAGGGGAAGAAAGUGGAAUUCAUUACAAGCUUGUUAGAUGCCCUCACCACAGACAUGGUGCAGGCCAUAAACUCACCAGCCCCCUCUGGUGGUGGGAGGUUUGUUGAGCCCGACCCCAGCCAUACUUUAGAGGAGAGGGUGGUGCACUGGUACUUUGCCCAGCUGGACAACAAUGGUAGCCAUGACAUCAACAAGAAGGAACUAAAACCUUUCAAGAGGUACCUGAAGAAGAAAGCCAAACCCAAGAAAUGUGCCCGCAAGUUCACCGACUACUGUGACCUGAAUAAGGACAGGGCCAUUUCCCUGCAGGAGCUCAAAGGCUGCCUCGGCGUCAGCAAGGAGGGAAGUUCAACAACAAGUGGCAACCAAGGGACAAGGCAAGGGACAAAUUUGUUCAUAGGUCGUCUGGUGUGAGAAGAGAAGGAUCGCGAAGCUGAGACGAGAGCAGAGGGCACAGAGGGAAGGCAUCUGUACGCUGGCUGACAGGAAAGAGAAAGACGGAGCAGAAAAAUUAAGAAGUUCCUGAGUUUUUAAAAAGAAAAAACAACAAAAAGAACAGAAAAACGAGAAAAGAAAAACGAAGCGGCGCCAAAAUAUUUGCACUUUCUCCUCCCUAUGUUUGACAUUUUAUCUGUUUUUAUGUGUUUUUUUUCUUUUUCUUUUGAAGUGACUGAAAAUUUGAAGGUAAGAAUGAGAAUAUAUUUGUGAAGAGAUGACGGGCUCACCACUGGAAGAGCAAGUAUUUUGUGUGUUACCACAUCUCCCUGUGUGUUCAGUCUGCUGUUUUGAUUCGUUCGAUCCUCAGAUAACAAGAGCAGGCACUAAUACACGUUUUGUGGCGAUUGAACUGAACUUCCAUGGCCCCUGUAACAAAUAGCAGCACACAGGCAAGUGCCAAAUGAUUAAAAAGGAGCUUCCAGUAGUCACGUUUUCAGAUAACUGCCAAGUUGCAAGAAAUAAAAAGAAAAUUAGGCUUUUUUCCAUCAAGUGCUUUGGAGCGAAUUAACUGGACUGCAUGGUGUUGCCAGAAGGUGGCAGUAUAGGCGACAGUUGUAAUAAACAGAGUAGAAGAAGCUGCAAACGGAUAAAAAAAUGCAAAAAGAAGAAGAAACAAGCAAAACUUUGGCCAUCUUUAGGUGAAAAAAGGAAAAAAGUCUUUUGGAAUUGUCUUUCAUUUGGAAAAUUGUAAUUAUUCUUUAAUGUCAGCUGGAAUUUGACAUCGUUUUUGCUGUUCAAAGGCAAAGAAACUUGCUACAUCAAAACUUCGAAAACCACCUAAAGGAGCAUAAAAACUUCCACAUCUUGACAUUUCAGUUAUCGUUCUCUUAUGCAAUACUUCAAACUGUGCUUACAAAUACAUUACGGGAACACGCUAUUGGGUCACAUCCACUCCAAAUGUUGCUCAAAAGGAAGAGUUAUGUCAGUGUAAACCAGUUUAAAUGAAUGUCGCACAUGAACAGCAUGUAUUGGAAUUAAACUGUGACCACGGAGUCUAAUUUAUCAGCACAGAAUUAGCUGCAGAAACCCCCUUGACUGCACAAAACCUUCUAGAUACGUUAACGUUUUGGCUCAAGGAUCAGGUGUUUAUAUUCGAGAUGUGCUACGUCUAAGUCCUGUAUGUACCAGUGUUGGGGAAAGCUGUAAGUGGGUUUUCCCAUGAAUUUCUUACCUUAAAGUACUGUUUGUGCAGCCUAAAACCAAUGCACAUUCAUUGUGUUGUGUGUAGUUUGUAAUUUUAUUAUCUUUAUUAUUAACAUGUCUGCACAAAAUGCCUUGACAGUUAUUUUCUUUGCAAAGUUUGUGCUAACAAGUGCAAAUAAUGGCAAUAGUAUAUUACAGCGGUGCAUCCCCUCAACACUGGUACAGUUCAUACACAAUCCUUGCAGUAUACUAAAGCAACUUUACACAUAUACGGUAGUAUGAACAUACAGCAAUAAUGCUGCAUUAAUUAGGGUUUCAGCAAAUAAGUGGUUGAUUAACUUGGAAAACCUGAGACACAUACAACCUAAAACAUAGCUUUGCAAAGUUGUUCUUGUUGCAGAAAUAUGGUGCUUAUCGUUUCUCUGAGUUUAACCAACCACCGCUCACUCCGCACAGCAGUUUUUCAAAAGUACCUACUCUAGAGUACACAAAUGUAGUUACGCAAUACAACUCUAAAUUAAAGUUAAAACAAUGAGGUAAAAAAAAAAGCGUAUUGAGCGAAAAUACUUUGUGGUUGAUUUUACAAUAGAUUUGACUUAACGCUGACGGAUAAAACAUCGUUUAACGCAGCUUUAAGUUCAAACCAUAACAAAGGCCAUAGGGUUGCAACUGUAACGUUGUUUUAUGUGUAAUUUUACGUCACUGUGGCCAGUUUUUGUUAACCUACAAAGAUAGUGUUUUACACAAUCAAACCUGAGACAUUGAUUUUUGUUUUACUCCAAUAUUUUGAUGUUGAAUUCCUUCUAUUUUAGUAAUGACUUUUUGAGUUCACUCAUCAUUUCCUGUGACAAACACGAACAGAUCUCUGACCCCCUGGUGGGGAUUUUACCUUUCCAUAACAGAUUACAGUCCAGAAAGUGAGUUUUAAAAAUAACUCACAGUACCAGUAAAAACAGGUGCCACAGAUGACUAACCCCAACCAGUAAAUGCAGGGAGGAGAUUACAUCUUGUUUUCAUCAGCCCACUUCAGCCGUCAUAUUCAAGUUUACUGUAAGCAAGACGUGGCAUUUACGAACAUCACUUCAGAAAAUAAAUACUGGCGCGUCCUCAGUUACAUCAGAGUAGAGUUUGCGUAUGUAAAUUCAAAAUAUUGUUUGUCUUCCAACAGCUGAUGUCAGUCUGGGAAACACUCAACACGGUGCGUGUUGGAGCUUUGCCGCCUUGUGUAAGACACCGCAAUUUAUUUUAAAACGCCCCCCAGAGUGUCCGACUAACAGGAAAAUGACUGAGCAGGGAGGAAAAACACUUAUGAGUUUUGGAAUGCAAAAAACAAAUUAAAUAAAUAAAGAUUUCUUCCUUGCAUUUGGGAACAAUUGAGCUUAAAAAAUUGGAGAAUCAUGCCUUUGCUGUUGUGGUCUGAAUGCCUGUGUAUUUGUUUUGAGUUGUGUAUUUCCCAAGAGUCGCUGCUACGGCUCAUGAACAUGAGACAAGAAAAAGGCUCCUAUUGUAAAUAUGUACAAUAACCUGUGUUUGUUUUACUAAAUUUCAUUGUGGGGGCAUCUGGGUGUUCACUGGCUUCUUGUGAAAAACACAUAUACACUUUUCUGUCUGUUUACAUCGUGUCAAACAUUAGGCUGUUACAGUAGCUAAUUCACAGCACUGAAAGGUUUAGGCCAGACUGUAUGUUAUCAGCUCUGAGGACUGUUUAUUUUUAUCUCUGCUGAGGUUAUUUUACAGUUUCGGCUCGUGUUUUACGAUUCCCGCCUCCCUCGCUGCACACGGUCUGAAUGCAUACGGUAUCUGGUGCUUUGAUUCGCUACAAUCACUAGUCCAGUCGCGUCCAAUUUGAAGCGGACAGUUAUGCCAAGAAUGAGAGGAGAAACCUGUGUUUCUUUGAGGUCUGUGCAGUCUCUCUUGUUUCGGUUCCAGGUCUGAACACUGAGGCUUGUGUGUGUCUACUGAAGUGCUUCCAGACGCUGCAGAUCACAUGCGAGAUCUAAAACAACCUAACAGGCUGGUAAUCACUGCAAAUCACCAUGGGGGACGUAUAGCGAGCAGAUGACUGUCAAGUCUGAUGGGGGGG